Amborella trichopoda is the source of this 1377-nucleotide messenger RNA. The record is from RefSeq and is a predicted model, not a curated record. Lineage: Eukaryota; Viridiplantae; Streptophyta; Magnoliopsida; Amborellales; Amborellaceae.
GCCAAUAAUACAGUGGUCGAAAACGAAUGUACAAUGGCGCCAUUCUCUCUCUCCCUGUUCACACGCACCUCUCGCUCUCUACCAACACUCGCAUCCCUCCAGCCUCCGAAGCAUACAUCUUUCUCUCAAAAAUGCAGCGCCAAAAAUCGAUUGAUUCAUUUUUUUACCAAACCCUCGCAGGGAAAUGAGAAUUCCGGCGGUUCUUCUCACGCCGAGAUGCUUAUCCGGCUGCGGAAAAUGCAGUUCCCUACGAAUCGAGUGAAGCAAACCUCAGCUGUUGCGAAGGUGUCUAGUGUUUCAAAUGAGAGGGAGUUUCCAUUUGUGGAAACAAAGGGUCCAGAUACGCCACCUGAGAAAUUGCACGCUCGGCCUGUUAAUUUAUCCGUGAACGGAAAUAGUGAUUCUAUGCCUUUUGAGAAAUUGAUGCAAAUUUUUUUAGUGGAAGAUGAACCAGAAGUCGAUGGAAAAGGGUCAAUGAAACAGAUGGGAAAAGGUACUGUUAGUUCAAAGCCAAAAUUGCAACCAACUUUUGAUGAGGACAUUGGUUUAUCAAAGCAGAGAACUCCCUUUAGGCCCCCAUUGAAGAUUGGUGCUAGUAAUUUAUGUGCUAAUAUUUAAAAUGGUGGUUCUCAAACUACUGAAACUACUCCUGAAGGCAUAGAGACUCCACCAGAAAAAUUGCUGGCACGGCCUCGUUCCAGCAGGUUCUUCAAAAAGGAAGAAAGUAAUUUUGUGUCUCUUGAAAGUUUAAUGGGCAAGUUUGUAGUGGAAGAUGAACCAGAAUGGGAUGAAAAAAGAUAUAUUGGGAGUAAACCUUAUUUUUAUUGUAAUUCAUGCUUUAUUUUCAAAAUACUAAACCUUUCAACAUUUACCCAUCUGCAACUACUCUAACUCAAGUCCAUGUCUUUUUUAUGGGUAUUUUGAAAUUAAAUCAAAAUAUAUCGGUAAAGUGUUUGUUCAUGUACUUUUGUCAAGAAAAUAAAAAACGUUAAAUUGUUCAUCUCUAUGGAAUUUAGUAAUUUUCCUUUUUUCUUUUUUCUUUGAUAUUUGUUUUUGCAUGAUCUGGAGUUAAUUACAUGUGCUGUUCAUUCUGACAAGGCGUGGAGUAUUGUCACAUAUAUCUAAUGGAUUUCUGUUUUAUUCUAGUUCAUUCUGUUUUGUUGUUUUCUUAUGUCAUUAUUUACCAUGAAACUAAAAUUGACUUCAGUGUGUACUUCUAUUUAACCAUGUGCUUCCAUAUUGCUGUUUUGUCAUGAUUUUCUUCCUUAUUGUAACCUAUCUUAAGUUACUAAUAUUGUUUUGGAAUAUACUAUAAGACCAUUUAUUUUUAGUACAAGGUGGUCACAAUUAAUCUUCACCAUUCGAUGUGAAAUUAGA